Molecule: messenger RNA, 1425 nt
Organism: Plasmodium gonderi
Lineage: Eukaryota; Apicomplexa; Aconoidasida; Haemosporida; Plasmodiidae
Product: variable surface protein
Exons: 4
Coding region: 1-1425 (474 amino acids)
Source: RefSeq, a predicted model, not a curated record
AUGCCUUCAAAUGAUCAAGAACCAGAUUAUGACAUUUUUAAGGAUUCAUGGAUCUAUGAGGUUAAGGAAGAUGAUGUUUCAAAUUCGUUCGAAGAUACAAAUAUUGCUACUUCAUUUUGUGAAAAUAUUGAAUCGAGCAACGGAGUCUCGAAAAGUAACUUGAUUAGUCUAUGUGAGAAUUUUGUGAAACACUACUUAUAUAUAUCUGAUGAAGAUAUUCUUGCAACAAUUAAAUACGAUAAUAUUAAAUGUUUUAAAUUGUUGAACUAUUGGUUAAAUGAUAAAUUAAGGAAAAUGGAUACUACUGACGAAAUUAGACAAAAAUUUUGCAGACAUAUAAAUAACAAUAAAAAAAAUUUUGACUUGGAAGAAAAUUUUAAAAACAAUAUAAUAUAUGCUAUAGAUAAAGAAGAUUUUGAUAAAAUGCAAUUACUAUAUCGAUUAUACGAUAAUUAUUAUAAAAUUUUUGGUAAAAAUAUUAACGAUACUGAGAAAAAAAACUGUUCCAUAUAUGUUUCUGCUUGCUACAAUGAUUAUAAAGAGGGCUUACAAAAAUGUUCAAAUGAAAAUACAAGAGACAUUAAAUUAUGUGAUGCACUAAAAAAUUUUAGAGAUUUAUAUGAAGAAAAUAAAUUAAAAAAAACAUUAUGCAAUGAUUCACAUUUAAAAGAAUUAUUGGAUUUAGAAUCAUUACACUUAAUAAAUGAAAAAAAUAUAACUAGGAGUGAAGAAAUUAUUUCCCCAGUAAAUGUACAUAUAUAUGCAUCACACAUAUGCGAUGCUUUUUUUAAAAAAUUAAAUUCAGAAUACUAUUAUGAUAUAUUUGAUGGUUAUGAUUAUGAAAAUAAGAAAUUAGAAUUAUUUAAAGUCAUCAAUGACUUUUAUAAAUGUUAUUUAAGUAUUAAAAAUACUAAUCCUGCAGAAGCAAUUAGUCAUCGCGCAUAUUUUAGAUUGUUUGUUUAUGAAUACGUUGACCUAUAUCAUGAAAUUAAAAGUGAAUGUUCUUCUAAUGGAGAUAUAAAAUCUUAUUGUUCACACUACAAAACCUACAAAAGAUUAUAUGAGAAGGAAGAUAAUUCCUAUUUUGAAAGAGGGAAAAGACCAGAAGUCAAAAAAAAAUUAUUUAAUCAACAGUCCAUACAGUUAGAAAAACCAAUAAGUACGUCUGGUUACAUUUAUGAUGAUGCUUCUAAUACAGCUAUAACACAUCCUAUAAUAUCGAUUUGUGCAUUCCUAGGAACAUUUUUUAUUUUAUUCAUUUUAUAUAAGUUUACUCCUUUAGGUUCAUACUUCCGAAUUAGCAUUAGAAAAAAGAAAAGAUGGAAGGGUGUUAAAAUCAAAACUAAUCGAUCUUCUUCUCCACCAUCUGAAUAUGAACUUAUAAAUUUUAAUAGGAAUGCAUAUGGAAUAUUAUAUCAUUCUUAA